This is a messenger RNA of Tilletiopsis washingtonensis, 984 nucleotides long. Its product is annotated as galactose oxidase. Gene Ontology annotation, molecular function: protein binding. The coding region runs from base 1 to 984 and encodes 327 amino acids. The transcript is spliced from 4 exons. The record is from RefSeq and is a predicted model, not a curated record. NCBI's taxonomy places the organism in Eukaryota, Fungi, Basidiomycota, Exobasidiomycetes, Entylomatales.
AUGUACUGGAGUAAGGCGCCGGUGCACGGCAGUGUGCCGCGGCGCGCCUUCCGCGCACACACCGCAAGCUUGGCCGAGGAGGUGCUGUGGCUCUUUGGCGGCUGCGACUCGAAGGGCUGCUUUCGCGAGCUGUGGUGCUUCGACACGGAAACGAUGUGCUGGUCGAAGCCAAAGGUGACCGGCGACCUGCCGCCGCCGCGCCGUGCACACACCGCCACGAUGGUGGAGCGGCGCCUGUAUGUCUUUGCGGGCGGCGACGGGCCGCACUACUUCAACGAUCUCUACGUCUUCGACACGGUCGCACUGCGCUGGUCGAAGCCCGAGGUGUACGGCACGCCGCCGUCGCCGCGCCGCGCGCACACGAGCAACCACUACCAGGGCCAGCUGAUCAUUUUUGGCGGCGGCAAUGGCGUGGGCGCGCUCAACGAUGUCUACACGCUCGACAUUCAGGACCUCGACCGCCUCGAGUGGCGCCGCGUCGAGUGCAGGGGCAAGAUGCCGAUCGGUAGAGGCUACCACACGAGCAACCUCGUCGACGGCAAGCUCAUCGUGAUCGGCGGCAGCGACGGACACAUGUCCUUCAACGACAUUCACAUCCUGCGGCUUGACACCAAGGUCUGGUACCAGGUCAAGACCGACGAGAUCCACAACCGCCUCGGGCACACGGCCACGCAGGUGGGCUCGUACCUGUUCAUCAUCGGCGGCCACGACAGCCACUCGUACACGCCCGACAUUCUGACGCUCAACCUCGUGAACCUGCAGUGGGAGCCGCGGCGCGUCUGUGGUCGCAAGCCGCCGGGUCGUGGCUACCACCAGGCCUGGCUGCGCGACAGCCGCCUCUUCCUCCACGGCGGCUUCGACGGCAAGGAGAUCUACGACGACAUGUACUUUGUCGAUCUGGCUGCCUGCGCCUACCUGCCGCAGAUCACCAGCUUCAGCGUCGAGGUGAGCUGCGCCGCAUGCCAGACGAUGGCUGCAUGCUGA